Colletes gigas is the source of this 7386-nucleotide messenger RNA. RefSeq names its product phospholipid-transporting ATPase ID (gene ATP8B). Gene Ontology annotation, molecular function: magnesium ion binding; ATP hydrolysis activity; ATP binding. The transcript has 17 exons. Gene Ontology annotation, biological process: phospholipid translocation; Golgi organization. The record is from RefSeq and is a predicted model, not a curated record. The coding region runs from base 1289 to 5593 and encodes 1434 amino acids. Gene Ontology annotation, cellular component: plasma membrane. Lineage: Eukaryota; Metazoa; Arthropoda; Insecta; Hymenoptera; Colletidae.
CUCUCGACGAUCCAUCGAGCAAUACCUCGUUCGACGACUCGAGUUUUCGUCGUACUGUUCGAUGUGUAAAGCACGCCGUCGUGCAACGGCACCCUCGUGCAGUGCGUGAGAACGUGAUAUAUACGGUGCGCCACGCGUGAAUUUUCGCUCUCGUUUUUCCCGUGGGUCAGUAAUCCGUGGACGAAAACACGGCGAUUCGCGGUCAGAGGUGUCCGGAGAGAAUGGUUACGGUGACGGCAGUGCUGACAGUGCCAGGAAACAUAGAAUGCCGGUGUCGAUGUUUCACGAUCGUGGAAACGAUAGACGGUGCCCGCCCAACGCGAACCGGCUGACUAGUUUCCCGUGGAAAUCGUAAAAGGACUCGGGCGGUGGGACAGUGUCUCUAGUUCUAUAUCCCGUUCCUGUCAUCGACGACAUUGCACGGGUGCUCUCUGGUUGGAUUUUCGUUCGUCUGGUCCGUUCACCGUGUCUCGAAGGAAAUUCUGCAGCAUCCUCGUCGGACGAUCGAUCGUCAUCGAAGCGUUUCGAACGUUUUUACGUGCAUCGACGAAGCGACCGCUGUCGUAAAAUUCGCGUUUACGGCCUCGAUAUGUUCUCUCGUCAACGACGAUCGUUAUAACGACGUCGCCCUCGUCGACGCGGGCGCUUCGACCGCCUGUACCCUUGCUUCUGACUGCGAAAACAACGAGAAAACCCACCUCGAACCGGAUCGAAGGCCGCGCUAAACCGUUCCCGAUUUUCGAAAGUCGCGCCCUGGGUGCCAUCUUCGACGAUCUGAAAUGUAUCGAGGUUUUGGUCUGAGAGCGUCGCCUCGAUACUGUCACGCGACACCGUCGCGGUACACGAAUUUGCCGCUCAUCGCUUUCGCGGAAGGACUCGGGCUCGCGGUGUCGCGGUGUGAUCCGGUGAACAACGAUUACGAGGAAACCGGAGGACUUCCGGCGGAUCUGCCGGCCGUACGAAGCGACUCGUAAAGACACGUGUAGUGGUAACGGCAACGUUAGUGAAUACAUGGUGUCGUUGAAAAGAGAAUGCCGAUCAAAGGACGCCGUCGUUCGGGGAUUAGCGAAAAAGCGGUCGUACGAAAGCAUCGUCGCCUAACGAAGGUAAAGAUAACGGGCUAAUGCCGUCCUGCACUUGCAAUGAUUCACGAGGACGAAGAAGAGGAGGGACCCAGGUGGAAAUAUGUAAGAGGCGAGGCGGACAUCGUCUCGUCGGCACGGCUCGAGUGCCACGAGGAAGAAGAGGUUGGCCUUAUAGAAGGUUUAUAGUUUGCGUAGGAUAGACGAUGAGCGUCGAGGUUGACACGCUGGAACUCGAGGUCUUCGAGGUGAAGGACUGCGACGAGGCCGACAAAGUCUCGGCACCGUGUACGACGAAAUCGGACGCCGAGGGUAGCCGAAAAGGAUCAACGACCGCGGCGUCGGUAUGCAACGACGAGGAAAAUGGCAGCAGCGCGCGGAAGAAAAAGAAGAAACGCCGGAAAACGCGUAACAAGCAGCAGCUGCAGCUGCAUCAUCUAUCGCAGGGAUCACCGGACGGCAAUCAGCACCCGCACACGGUGGUGAACCUGCCCUCGUCGUCGGACGAGGUCGAGGCGGUCGGCGAAUGCUCGAAACGAGAUUCGUCGAGCAGUUUGGGCGGAGCCAGUCGCCACAACACCCUACGGGAAUCUUUGCUCACGGUGCUGGGUAAGCUGGUGAUCUGGAAAGGCACCAGAUACCGCUCGGCCACUGCUGCGUCCUCUUCGUCGUCGGCGCCGCCGAAUUCACCACCCGCUACCGAGUGUAUCGGCCGUAGCACAUCCUUUUUUUCCAGCGAAACGGAGAGGAGAAUUCGCGCCAAUAAUCGCGAGUUCAACUCACAGUUUAAUUAUGCGAACAACUACAUCAAGACGUCCAAGUAUUCGGUUCUGACGUUCCUACCAUUAAAUUUAUUCGAGCAAUUUCAGCGGCUCGCUAACUUUUACUUCCUAUGCCUGCUGGUGCUUCAGAUGAUCCCCGCUAUCUCCUCCUUGACCCCCAUCACUACAGCCAUACCCCUUAUAGGGGUGCUCAUGCUCACUGCCAUCAAAGAUGCUUACGACGAUUUUCAACGGCACAGCAGCGACUCGCAAGUUAACAAUCGUAAAUCGCAAACUUUGCGAGGUACUAGUCUUCGGGAGGAGAAAUGGUCGCAAGUUCAAGUAGGCGAUGUAAUCAGAAUGGAGAACGAUCAGUUCGUUGCUGCCGACGUUCUUCUUUUAUCUACUAGUGAGCCAAACGGUCUUUGUUACAUUGAAACUGCAGAAUUAGAUGGGGAGACGAAUUUGAAGUGUCGGCAGUGUUUAGCCGAAACUGCUGAGAUGAUGGACAACCACGAAUUGAUUGGUCAAUUUGAUGGGGAGAUUGUUUGCGAAACUCCUAAUAAUUUGUUAAAUAAAUUUGAUGGUACUCUUACGUGGAAAGGGCGAAAGUAUGCAUUGGACAACGACAAAAUUAUAUUACGAGGUUGCGUGCUGAGGAACACGCAAUGGUGCUAUGGUGUGGUCAUCUUUGCAGGCAAGGAUACCAAAUUGAUGCAAAACUCAGGGAAGACCAAAUUUAAGAGGACCUCUAUAGAUAGGCUGCUGAAUUUUCUCAUUAUCGGGAUAGUGUGCUUUUUACUUUCUAUGUGUUUGUUCUGCAUGAUCGGAUGUGGUAUUUGGGAGAGCCUCGUGGGCCGUUAUUUCCAAGUGUAUCUACCCUGGGACUCGUUGGUGCCUAGCGAGCCCAUGGGCGGUGCCACAGUGAUCGCUCUACUUGUGUUCUUUUCUUACGCUAUUGUAUUGAACACAGUGGUGCCAAUCAGUUUAUAUGUGAGUGUGGAAGUUAUCAGAUUCGUUCAGUCGUUUUUGAUUAAUUGGGACGAGGAGAUGUACCACGCACCUACGAAUACACACGCUAAAGCAAGGACUACCACGUUAAACGAAGAGUUGGGGCAAAUAGAAUAUAUAUUUUCCGAUAAAACCGGAACACUAACGCAGAAUAUUAUGACUUUUAACAAGUGUUCUGUAGCGGGAAAAUGUUACGGGGACGUUAUCGACGAAGUUACCGGGGAAGUCGUCGAUUUAAGUGAGACGGACAAAGCUGCUCAAACACCUACGAUGCGAUGGAAAAAUGGACAAGAAUUUGUUCAAGUUUAUGCACCAAAAAGUGGUCCAAACGUACGUCUACUGGAACAUGUGGAUAGGAUAACCAGUAUAAUUCCAGAACCAGGCAUCUAUGGCAGCCCGAUGAUUCUACAUAAACUUUCAACAGUGCCACCGUUGGAUUUCUCGUUCAACAAGGAUUACGAACCGGAAUUCAAGUUCUACGAUACCGCGCUGCUCGAAGCCGUGAAGCGGAACAAUGAAGAUGUUCAUAGUUUCUUUCGAUUAUUGGCGCUUUGUCAUACCGUUAUGCCGGAAGAAAAAAAUGGCAAACUAGAAUAUCAAGCACAGUCGCCGGACGAGGCUGCUCUUGUGUCUGCCGCCAGAAACUUUGGUUUCGUGUUUAAGGAAAGAUCUCCGAAUAGUAUAACGAUCGAAGUUAUGGGUAAACGCGAGGUAUACGAGUUGCUUUGCAUUCUGGAUUUUAAUAACGUUAGGAAAAGAAUGUCUGUAAUUUUGAGGAAGGACGGGCAGCUCAGGUUAUACUGCAAAGGAGCGGAUAAUGUUAUAUACGAACGAUUGAAAAAAGGCAGCGAAGACAUGAUGGCAACGACAUUGGACCAUCUUAACAAAUUCGCUGGUGAGGGCUUAAGAACAUUGUGCCUUUCGGUCAGAGAUCUGGACGAGCAGUUUUUCAACGAUUGGAAACAACGUCAUCAAGAGGCUGCCUUGAGCCAGGAAAAUAGGGACGACAAAUUGGAUGCAAUUUACGAAGAAAUUGAAAAAGAUAUGACCUUGUUGGGCGCUACCGCCAUUGAAGAUAAGUUGCAGGACGGCGUACCUCAAACGAUCGCUAAUUUAGCUCUUGCUGGUAUCAAGAUUUGGGUAUUAACUGGUGAUAAACAAGAAACGGCUAUCAAUAUUGGUUAUUCUUGCCAAUUGUUGACGGACGACCUUACAGAUGUAUUUAUAGUGGAUUCUACUACUUACGAUGGCGUCGAAAAUCAGUUAUCGCGGUACUUGGAAACAAUCAAAACAACAUCCAGUCAUCAAAAUCGGCCAACUCUCUCCGUUGUCACAUUCAGGUGGGACAAGGAAAGCAGCGAUACUGAAUACAAUCCCAGCAGAGAUGAACAAGACGAACACGAAAUGGAACAAGCGACAGGAUUCGCAGUAGUUAUUAACGGGCAUUCCUUAGUUCAUGCAUUGCAUCCUCAACUUGAACAACUGUUUCUCGACGUAUCAAGCCAAUGCAAAGCUGUGAUAUGUUGUCGCGUGACACCCUUACAAAAAGCAAUGGUUGUCGAAUUAAUAAAAAAAAAUAAAAAUGCAGUCACUUUGGCAAUCGGUGAUGGAGCCAACGAUGUCUCGAUGAUAAAAACAGCUCACAUUGGCGUCGGUAUCAGUGGUCAGGAAGGAUUGCAAGCUGUAUUGGCAUCCGAUUACUCGAUAGGGCAGUUUAGGUUUUUGGAAAGAUUGCUGCUCGUUCAUGGUAGAUGGUCCUAUUAUAGAAUGAGCAAGUUUCUUAGAUAUUUUUUUUACAAGAAUUUUGCGUUUACACUAUGCCACAUCUGGUUUGCCUUUUUCUGUGGAUUCAGCGCACAGACUGUAUUCGAUCCUAUGUACAUUUCUGUCUACAAUCUCUUUUAUACGUCGUUGCCUGUAAUGGCAGUUGGUAUCUUCGAUCAAGAUGUUAAUGAUAAAAAUAGUUUAUUGUAUCCAAAACUCUACGCACCCGGAUUACAAAAUUUAUUGUUUAACAAGAAGGAAUUUUGCUGGAGUGCCAUACAUGGUUUUUUUGCUAGUUGCGUAUUAUUUUUAGUUCCGUACGGGACGUAUAAGGAUGGAGUAUCACCAAAGGGCUAUGUACUUUCUGAUCAUAUGCUACUGGGAAGUGUCGUAGCCACUAUAUUAGUCAUAGUUGUGACUGUUCAAAUAGCCCUCGAUACGUCGUAUUGGACGAUUGUUAAUCAUAUCAUGGUUUGGGGCUCGCUCAUUUGGUAUUUUAUUUUAGACUAUUUCUAUAACUUCGUCAUAGGCGGUAGCUACGUUGGCAGUCUUACUAUGGCUAUGUCCGAAGCAACGUUUUGGUUUACGGCGGUCAUUUCGUGUAUCAUAUUGGUAAUACCUGUACUGUCGUGGAGAUUCUUCUUCAUAGAUGUUAGGCCAACUUUGUCUGAUAGAGUUAGGCUUAAGCAGAGGUUGGCGCAACUACGUUCCCGCCAAAGUCAAGACAUACUUCGUACACCGUCUACCAGACGGACGCGACGAUCUCUUCGUUCUGGAUACGCUUUUGCGCAUCAAGAAGGUUUUGGCAGGCUCAUUACGUCCGGGAAGAUUAUGCGUAAAUUACCAAACGGUGCAGAUUUCAAGUUUGCCAUGCCGUUUACGAACAAUACCAGCAAACAAGUUAGUGUUGCUACCACGUCACCAAAGGACAAUGCAUCAAAAAAUUCGCACACACUGGAUACUAUUAACCUAUAAUCUGGACAUUAUAUUAAUGAAAUUUAUGUGUUUCUAGAGUGAGAUUUGUCGAUCAAGAAUUGAGGUAUUAACUGAAUUUUUGUAUAAUAAAAGUUGGACUUUCAAUAAUGAUACGAAUGGACUGAAGAAUAAUUUUACAAAUAUUUAUAAAACAAAAUUGUGAAAUCAUCUUCAAUAUUGGAAGCAAACUGUAUCGUGCUAAAAAGUAUCCAUGUUCGAGAAAUUGUGAACAUAUUCUUCUCUACACUCAAAAAAAAAAAAAGAUUCUAGUGACCUAGAAAAUGCACCGUCUAUAUUUUUCGUCUAAACUGAUUUAUAUAUACAUUUAUUUUGUAACACUUCUUGCUAAGUAGUAUUUGGAGAUGUGAUAUUAUUAUUACGGACAGCUAUAUCAUAAUGUAUGUAUUACUUAUUUUAAAUCCCUAAAUGGAUAUAAUUUCAUUUUCAUUUGCAAAUAACAUCCUUGUCCUAGAAUCGGGAUGCCAUGAUUUUUAAAUAAUAUGAAGUGACAUUACCUACGAUGUUACAUUUAUAUUAAAAGAAAUUCAAAUAGUGCGUAUUAAAAUACAAGCUUCUACCAACUACUUACGUUACUGUAAAUUAUUUUUAAUUUUAUAAUUUGAGACAUUAGAGAAUUUAUUAGUCUGCGAACGAAAUGUACUGAUAUUGUUUAAAGAUCUUGGUAAAUAUUGACUUAAUGUAAAAAAUAAGAAAUUAAGAAAUAUAAGGUAGUCAUAACAUGUUGUUGGUUGCAUAAGUUGUUACAUAUGUUACUUUAAAUACUGAAUCAAAUGUCUAGAAACAAAAUGCGAGAGCAAAUUGUCUGCUGCAUGUGCUCUAUAGACUGCGCAUCAAUUACUGCUUAAAAAUAUUUGCUUAGGACAUAGUAUAACUUAAAGGACAAAACUAUUGUACUCGUAAACACGUACAAUUGUUAAAUCUUCAUUGCAUUUCAUGUCCAGUGAAUAACCCUUUAAAGCAAUUUCAACUACGUUUCCUUCAUGGGAUACUAAUAUAAGACAAUAAUAUCAACAAUUAAAAAGUAUAAAAAUGUAAUUGAUAAUAUCUACGUCUUGAUUUGAUAUUUCCCAUUUAAAAUACAUUAUACUAAUUGCGUUUAAAUUUGAUUUCUUUAACAUUUAAAUAUAUGUAUAUGUAUAUAUAUAUAUAGGGGCGAAAAAAUUUUGUUUUUUUUAUGAUACUAUGUCCUAUGUACUAUUUCUAAUAUAUCCUACUUUUAUGUAUUGAACAAUGCAUCCUAUCUAAAAUCUGAGCCCUACAGGAUUAAGGAAAGUUUUACAAGCAUGUUAAACAUGUAGGGCCAUGCAGAAGGGCAAAAUAAAAACGCUAAUGUUAUCGAAUACAAUGUUCCUUACAAAGUGCACGCAGGAUAGGGAGGUAGUGUGUACAAACAAAAAAAUCAUUAAAUCUAUUAAUUGUUAUGUUACAUUUAAAGCGGUGGUGACUUUAAAUGGAUUAUGUUAUCGAGCAAUGUAUUAAUCAAUCAAUUGACAUUAUUUCUUUGCAAUUUCUACAGUUGUCACGCUCAAAUAUAUUCAGUUAUGUAUUAACACAUUGUCACAAAACGAUAGAAAGAAGUUUUCAUUUGUACUUUCAAUGAAACACGUCGAUACGAAAGAACGAUUUACUUUUUGUAAAUCGUGCUAAAUAAUGUUUUCUGGUUUUAUACUACACUCUGUGUAAUAUCAAUUUUGUAAAUCUAAAUAUUGCUUUAAGUAUAUAUCGUGUACAGUAAAAUCUACUUCUUAAGUGUAUUAUUUUUUAUGUGUAAA